Molecule: messenger RNA, 5115 nt
Organism: Nasonia vitripennis (jewel wasp)
Lineage: Eukaryota; Metazoa; Arthropoda; Insecta; Hymenoptera; Pteromalidae
Gene: Src42A
Product: tyrosine-protein kinase Src42A
Exons: 7
Coding region: 1110-2627 (505 amino acids)
Biological process (GO): innate immune response; cell surface receptor protein tyrosine kinase signaling pathway; protein phosphorylation
Cellular component (GO): extrinsic component of cytoplasmic side of plasma membrane
Molecular function (GO): signaling receptor binding; ATP binding; non-membrane spanning protein tyrosine kinase activity
Source: RefSeq, a predicted model, not a curated record
GAGGGCAGGUGAUACAUAUUUAUUAAAGAAAUACGAUCAAACUUAAACUUUUGAAGAGUGUACAUAUUAUUAUUUGUCCAAAAUAACAAGCUCCAUUAGCAUUUCGAUGAUAAAUAAUAUUUCACAAAGUUAAUCGAAAAACCUAACUCAUCCAUCGUAAAACACCUGUCAAUGCAUAAAAUCACUUGAAUUCUCGCGCGCCGCGGAUUUCCGCUUUACCGACACCCCCGCGACUGGACUGCAGCGCCUUCGCGUACGAUUUCUGCUUCUCCCCGCUUUCUCUCUCACAGUCGCACUUAACUCGUCUCUCCAUCUCUCUAUAGUCUAUAGUCUCUAAUCUCUAUCACUCUUUCUCUCUCCAGUCAGUCCCUGCUGCACUCGCGCACGGCGCCGACGUGUAUACUGCACUGACGCACGCCCUGUAAUAUAAACGUAAACCAGCGGCUUGUCGUGUUAACUUUGUUGCCGUAUAGCCUCGCGCAUCAACGUCCCGGGCGGCUGCGCUCUGAUCCGUCUUUCUCCCUCGCGCACGCUUCGCCGAAUUCCGCGGUUGCCGAGCGCCCCGGGCGACUCCCCGACUCCGACGACCUGCAUGUAUGUGUGUGCUGCUGCUGUAGCUUCAUUCAAUUCUUCGACGUCUAGUCUCCGCCCAAGCAAAAGAGAGACAGAGAGAAUCCGAGCAAAGUGUGCAGUGCCGAUGGUGAUACGGUCUUCUCUGCGUUAUUCAGUGCCACACCUGGAAGCUGGGACACUCUGCUAUUGGAGCUCGUGACGACUGCAGGACGGCUGCGCUCCUAACCUCAAACUUUAUCUGCCUGCACUCGUCCGCAAGCGCAUCUUUCGUCUCAACUGCGAGCUCAUCCUGAAACACGCACAAACGACUUGUCCAUCAAAAUUUGGAUGACUCCCAAGCAGCCAGCAGCUCAGCAGGCCCGUCGUCGGAUGUCAGAUCGGCGCGCGAGCGAUGUCCUGAGGCCGAGCGUCGAACGCGGCUGAAAGCAACACCAGCAGAAGCAGCAGUAGCGGUAGCACUUCUCUGCUCGAAAUCGAAUCAAUCGACUUAAUUAGCAAAUCCAAUAAAAAGAGAGAAUAGCAGCCUCGUCGUCAAAAUGGGAAACUGCUUUAGCUGUCAGACGGACGUGGAGAAGGAGAAGCCAGAGCGGAUAUGCAAUCCGAGCAUCGAGGCGGUGGCCUCGCAAGUGAGCCCAGUGCCUACGCCACCGCCGGACCCGAUCAGACCGAUGCCCCAGAUACCGGACACCGACGUACCGACCGCCAAGAUCUUCGUCGCGCUCUACGACUACGAUGCGCGGACCGACGAGGAUCUCAGUUUCCGUAAGGGAGAACAUUUGGAGAUACUCAACGACACGCAGGGUGACUGGUGGCUCGCAAGAAGCAAGAGGACCAGGCAGGAGGGAUACAUUCCCAGCAAUUACGUUGCCAAGCUCAAGAGUAUCGAGGCUGAACCAUGGUACUUCAGAAAGAUCAAGCGAAUCGAAGCCGAGAAGAAGCUGCUGCUUCCGGAAAACGAUCAUGGCGCGUUCUUGAUUCGAGAUUCAGAAAGCAGACACAACGAUUACUCGCUUUCAGUUCGCGACGGCGACACAGUGAAGCACUACAGGAUCCGGCAGUUAGACGAGGGCGGCUUUUUUAUCGCGAGGCGAACGACGUUUAGGAAUCUCCAGGACCUCGUCGAGCACUACAGCAAAGAUGCGGACGGCCUUUGUGUCAACUUGUGCAAGCCUUGCGUGCAGGUGGAGAAACCCGUUACCGAGGGACUGAGCCAUCGCACCCGGGAUCAAUGGGAGAUCGACAGAUCGUCGCUCAAAUUCGUACGCAAACUCGGCCAGGGUCAGUUCGGAGAAGUAUGGGAAGGCUUGUGGAACAACACGACACCCGUAGCUAUCAAAACGCUGAAACCCGGCACUAUGGAUCCCAAAGAUUUCCUUGCCGAGGCGCAGAUCAUGAAGAAGUUGCGACACGCGAAGCUCAUCCAGCUAUACGCUGUGUGUACCAUGGAGGAGCCGAUUUACAUUAUCACGGAGCUUAUGAGGAAUGGCAGCUUGCUCGAGUUCUUACAAGGAAAAGGUCGGGGACUGAAGCUCCAGCAACUGAUCGACAUGUCAGCACAAAUAGCCGCAGGUAUGGCCUAUCUCGAGUCGCAGAAUUAUAUUCACAGGGACUUGGCAGCGCGCAACGUUCUCGUCUCGGACGGCACCGUCGUCAAGAUCGCGGACUUCGGCCUGGCUAGACUAAUCAAGGAGGACGAGUACGAAGCUCGCAUCGGUGCGCGCUUCCCGAUCAAGUGGACCGCGCCUGAAGCCGCUAACUACAGCAAGUUCAGUAUUAAGUCCGACGUUUGGUCCUUCGGCAUCUUGCUUACUGAGCUCGUCACUUACGGACGAAUACCGUAUCCUGGUAUGACGAACGCAGAGGUGCUGCAUCAGGUUGAACACGGUUACCGUAUGCCUUGUCCGCCGGGUUGUCCACCACCGCUCUACGACAUCAUGCUCGAAUGCUGGAACAAGGACCCGAUGAAGAGGCCGACCUUCGAGACUCUCCAGUGGAAGCUCGAGGAUUUCUUCACUAUGGAGGGCUCCGAGUAUAAGGAGGCAUCGGCUUACUGAGUAAUAGCCAAUGCGAAGUUUCGCAACAUUGAUCAGCGCAUCAUGUAAAUUGCUAUGCUGACUAAGAUUACGAAGUUUCGCGUUGACUCCUUACAGAGAGAAAAAACUCGUCCGAUCGAGUAUUCGGACAUAAACUCACAUCUCAUGUGCACGCGCUUACGCCCCUUUUCUAGGCGGAGAUUACGUGCUCGAUAACGAGGAGAACAUGAACUCACGAAGUAUAUAGAGAGACGUCGACUUUGUUUUGAAUCGAUAACGCGAAGUUUGUGAUAUUUUUAAAAAUCGAGAGAGUACCAUUUUGGCUCUGGAAGUGUGGACCUAGUGAUCAUAAUGAAGUGUAGACGUGGUACCGUUUUAUUUUAAGAUUAUUUUUUAUUUUUAUCGAUUUUACUUUUAUUAUUAUUAUUAUAUAUAUAUAUUACUAUUUUUUUCGUUUGUUUAUUAUCACAUUCUGGCUGCCAUAUACAAGAUAAUGAAAAAAAAGGAAACGAGAAACGAAAAGUAUCAUCGAGUACCUCGCGAUACUUUGCAAAAUGUUGGUACUUGGUAAUUUUUAAAAAGUAAAGAAGUGACCUAGGUGUCUAAUCGUCUUAGUAUGCAAUAAUAGCAGUUUUAAGGAUAGCUUCGAACUGCCUCGCCAUCGAAUGGUAUAGGAGUUUGUGCAACAGUCAAGUAUCAGGAGAAGAAACUACUGCAGAUAUGUGAAAGUUGCUAAGUAUUUUACAGUACACCAAUGACUAUUUCUUCUUUUGAUAGUGGCAUUUUUAAAUACUUACUGACAUUGUUAUCAUUGAUUGAAACCUCUAAUUUAUUUUUUAUACUGAAACGAUGACAACUAAUGUGUGAAGCAUUUCAUUCCUACAAAGAAAUUGUUUCAAUGUCAUGUGCAAGAUUGUUAGCUCAUCUAAAAUCAAAUGAAAUUAUUCUCAUGCUGUAUUCGAGAAUCCGGGUAUACUUAUUUCAGUAGUUUAGCUCUUGGCUCUCUGUUGCCUCUCCCGAAUGGCGUGAAAUCAUUAUUCCCGAAAACGUCGUGGAGAUUAUACAUUUGUUUAAAUUAGCGGCAAAGAAGCGAUAUGUAGUGGCCAAGCUCGUUUGGCAUAAUUAUAAUCCUGUAUUCGAACCCAGCAAGCGCAGUUGUUUACGCGCAUAAUCAUUAUGAUAUUUAACGUUUGCGUGGUGUCGCACACUCGAAAGGCGGUUACUACCAAUUUGCUGGGCGAGUAUACGUGCUUUUCCACACUUGUCUUAUUUUAAUGGUACGGCCUACGUAAAUUUGUACUCUAUAGUCGAGCAGAAGAAAAACGUAAGAAAGUCGCUUCGUUAGGCGAACUGCAAACAUUACAAAAUGUUUUUACUUUUCGAAUUUGAUUUUCUUAAAUCGACAGCUUUGUAAAUUUCCAAAACGCGAUCGAAUAUAAAAUUACCAUCAAUCAUAUAGAUAUAUACAUAUUAUAUAUACAUGCUAAUAAAUUUUUUUUAACGAUGCUGUAUCGUUCUUAUUUAAAUAACCGUUCAAAUACGUGUAAUGGCGAAUACGUUUCAAUGGUGUGUGUGUGUGUGUGUGAAUUUCUCGCUUGGAUUCAAACGAAGCAAAAUUGCAAACGGUCCGUCCAAAACAACAAAACGACGAAGACUGUAUUCAUUAACGAUACACCGAGAACGAUGGGACUUUCUUCUUUGAGUAAGUCGAGAAGGCUUGAAUCGACAUACCUUAAAACGAGACAUUAUUAUUGUAUUCAUAAUCUCGGAUGUUUAAACGGUAAGUGAUUGUAAGAGAAAAAAAAAUAGUCAUUAACGCUGUUAAUCGAAAAGUCCUUUUUAGGGCCAUCAUUUUAAAAUUGUGUGUAUGAGAAUUACAAUUAGCUUAAUGUAUGAGUGUAACGAAUAUUUAUCUGUUAAGCUUCCAUUAUGCGACGCUAUUUCAACAUCUAUUUUAUUUUGAUCUGUCUUUUGGAUUUCGCAGAUUUAUAAUGCAUUUUUUCAUUAAAGGUUCGCUUAUUCUUUGUUAGAAUUAAAUUAUUGUUUAAGAAGUAAGACAUAAAAAACGCUUCGUUUUUUUUCUAUAUACCUUAUAUUUCUAAUUUUAUCAUUGCAAUUUGUAAUCGUGAAUUUGAUACUAUGUCUUGAUGCUUAAUGAAAUUAUCAAAGUAAUUAGUAAUUUAUUUGUUAAAAUUAUAUUCUAUCAAAGCCAAAAUUAUGUCUUCUUAUAUUGUACGUAAACAAAUGAGAUUAUAUUAGAUAAAACGAUUAAUUAAAUAACAUGUUGUUCUCCACUAAGUGUAAACUAGACCCUUCGAUACUUUUCACUUUAUUUUAAGAAAGACGGAUAAAUUGAAGGCUUACGCGAACAACAUAAGACGCUUGUAGGUUUCAGGGACCAUCUUGUUGCGUAUGGCUGGUUUAAUAAAAGCAAGAUGAAACGUCAAUAAAUGUCAUACAAAGUGUAAUUUUUAUUUCAUCGUAAAAUAGAUUACUGUUUUACUAAAAA